AUGGCGAGCCAUGCGCCUUCCGACAUCAUCGCCACGCUUCCGAGUGAAGUCCUCGGCAUUAUUGUCCAUCACUGUGACGAUGGAGAUCUCGGCAAUCUACGCCUGAGCUGCAAGACCCUCGGCACCGCCGCCACUCAGCCCUUCGGUCGCCGCUGUCUCGCGGAGCGCCGUUUUGUCUUCGCCGAGUACAGCAUGCAAGGCUUGGUUGACCUCACCGUACAUCCCGUAUUUUCACCAUGUGUGCGCAGUCUUAGUUUCGGAAUCUGUAGACUCGAAAUGCCCAAGUAUGAACCUGCAAGUACAGAUGCCAGCCGCCAAAAGUUGAGCGAGUUAGUCGACAAGAACAACGACUUUGUCCACUCAGGCACUCACAUGCUCAUGCUAGUGCAAGCUCUACAGAAUCUGAAAGCUCAUGGAAACCUUCAGGUCAGUCUAGGUAUCUUUGACGAUACAAACAAGCACCAUUACGGCGAGCCGCUCUACAAAGGUUAUGGUCACGAUGCUGCGUACACCACAUUCUCCCCUACGUCGUGUGAGGGCAGGAACACACUGGUCGCCGUGAUCAAUGCUACGGUCAUGAGCAACUACCGUCCCGUGGGUUUGCAAAUCAAGUUAACCAUCGAUGCGGACAUUUUACCCGAGCUCAUGGAGGACCCAGUCGUCUAUGAAUACCUCACCACAUCCAGUGGUAGCCUGAACCCAAAGAUGGACAUUUGCAUAGACACCAGAAAAGGCGGGGACGAGCGCCGCCUUUACGUUGCCACGAAAGCAUCUCGCCUCGAAGUGGCACAUCACAAUCUCGAAGAUUGGGACGAAAGGUGGACUAUGCUUGGAGAAUAUACCUAUGGACGCUUCUAUCACGCCUUGAAGCAAACCGCCAUCAUAUCUGUAAACAUCAAAGACUCCGAUACCAGCAUGCCUGGCUUCUCCGAUUCACUCCGAGGAUGGGAAUCGAGUCUGCGCCACCUUAUCCUUUCGAACUUGCAGGUAUACGACAUUUCUGACGGCAAUCAUAAGCUUACGUCUGCUCUUGCAUUCUUCCGCUACAUCAGAGACAACUUGAGACUCAACAUCUUAGAGAUGGAACAGGUCUCAAUAGAAACCGAAACACGUACAACAGAGAUUCCGAUUCUUCAAGAAACUAUCUCAUGGUCAGGCCGAGAUGAAAUUCGUGAGGGACUGGACUCCAUCAUUGCUUACUUGGUGGCAAUGACUCAGUCAGAUGCAGAUGAGGAGGAAUGAGUAGUAUUAUGCUAAGCUUCAAAAAGCUGGAGCAAAGCUCAAGCUGAUGUUGCUUGGGGGAGAUAGAUCAAAAGUACUUCGUACAAAUCGAUCAACCUCCAUAGAGAGCAAUGUAAUAAUAGCGACA
Messenger RNA from Aureobasidium pullulans EXF-150, 1369 nucleotides. RefSeq lists its product as uncharacterized. Bases 1 to 1242 code for a protein of 413 amino acids. NCBI's taxonomy places the organism in Eukaryota, Fungi, Ascomycota, Dothideomycetes, Dothideales, Saccotheciaceae. The transcript has a single exon. Gene Ontology annotation, molecular function: protein binding. The record is from RefSeq and is a predicted model, not a curated record.